GCAGGUAUCUAGAAAAAAAGUCGAAGUGAGCGUUCUUACUCUGACUGUCACCGAAGCAGCUGAGGAAAUAUGUCUCCGUUUUCAAAGUCGCUGAGGUUGUCUCAGCGUGUAGCUGCAGCAUGUCUAAGACAACAUUCCUCUCUUACAAGUAUGUUAAAUCUGAGAUGUAUUUUCUGAUAUCAGAGAGCUAAUUUGACUCAAAAUGUUUUAUCGGUGCUAUGACAGCAAGUAGCACAUGGUAAUGCUACUGCUAUGAAGUAGCUAGCUCCACUGGGUAACCUCUAUGUUUGUCAUAAACUCAUUUAAUAGAUAACUUUGUGUGUAAUUUCCCCCAAGAGAAUGGGGAGAUUAAAUGAAGUAAAAUAGAUAAUUUUACGAGCGUUUUAAGAUUUAAGAAAAUCUAAUUUUCACUCAGAAGCUUUAAGUGUUGCCUUUUCCUAGUUUUAUCUGUGUGAGCUCUCUGCUACUUAUGUUCAUUCACUGACUCUUUUAAUCCCAUCUGUCUGUGUUUCUAGCUGAACUGAUUGAAAACAUGGAUAAGAAAGCCACCUGGGACCGCUUCUACACUGAAAGCAACAGCAAGACCACAACCUUCAAAAACUUUGAGUGGUUCUUUGGGUUUGAUGCUGUUAAAGACUUCAUUAUGCCCCUUUUGAAGACUAAGAUGAACCCAGAUGCUCUGUGUCAAAUCUUGGAUAUGGGCUGUGGCACCUCUGCUCUCGGGCCCAGUAUUUACAGACACUCUCCUGUACCUGUGCGGGUCACCUGUGCCGAUAUUUCUCCAAUAGCUGUGCGACUGAUGCAGGAACACAUCCAGUCCAAAGCUAUCCAACCUGAAAACCUGUCAUCUCAGCUUGAGUUUGUGGAGCUGGACUGCACACAGCUUCACAGACACUUUGGUUCCAGCAGUGUGGAUCUUAUCAUUGACAAGGGCACCACAGAUGCCCUGUUGAGAUCCAAAGAAGGGAAGGGGAAGGCCGGUGUGGUUCUGAGGCAGUGCCUGAAGGUGCUGCAGGGUUCAGGAUCUCUGCUCCAGUUUUCUGAUGAGGACCCUGAUGCCAGGCUUCUGUGGCUGGAGACUGAGGCUCAGGAGCAGGGGGUGAAGUCAGCAGAUGUUGGGGUGCAGGAGGUUGGGGAGCUCAGGGGUGUUUGCUACUACUGCUACCAGGUGACUCCUCGUCUGAAAGCAUUGCAAUAACUUUUUGUCUUCGGGCUGCAGCUGAGGAAUAAAUUAUUGAGUUAAAAAACUGAUCAGUGUUUUUUUAAUCCGUUCUGUUAUACUGAGUAGUCAUUAUAUUUCCAUCUACCCAGAAUAAGACUAUGUGCUUACCUGUGCUGUUACAGAGUAUCUCAGGUUAACACAUAAAAAUAGUUCUCUUUGUAUCAGGGGGGUGUCACCUAAACCAUUAACCAUAAAUGGAUUUCAAGAGCUGGGGGUAUGAAGCUUCAGGUUACCAUCAUGUUUCAAUACUUGUCUUCUACUGCCAUCUAGUGGUCUUUAGGUCCUUCAACCCUGUAAAAACCAAAUAUAGAAAAACGAAAAAAAAAAAAAAAAAUUCAACCAUUCAGAUGUUGUAGGAGGCCUUUGGGGGUAAAAAUGGGGUGUGUUGAAUGUUAUGUUUUAGUAAGUUUUUACAGAAAUGUUGUAAUAUUGCAACGUUGGUCUUAAUGGGGAGCAGAAUCUCCUGUAUUUCCACUCAUUGUCUGAACAGCAAUACAGAACUAAGGAUUCAUUUGCAGUAUAUAACAUGAAUUAUAAUCUCAGUCAUGUUGUUAUAAAGAGUUAUUUAUUCCAAUAAGAACUUUCAUAUUAAUUUCCAAUAUUUACAUUAUAAGAAGUUCUUGUCCCCUGAAAAACAGGCAGCUAUCCAACCCAGUCUCACAGCAUCACACUUGCUAUGGGUAUUAGCCUUUAUUGCAAUGUCUGCAGUGUCCUUUCUUUGUCUUCAGUAGAAAAUGACGAGUGAAGUCUGUGUGCACAUCCACAUUUAUUUGCAGUGAUAGUCCUUGAAGUAGUUCUUGGCAUCAUUAUCUGAUUCUUCGUCACUUGCAUCAGUGUUGUCGAAAUCCAUGUCCACAUCACUUUCUCUGUUUUGGACUAUGGCAAUAACAUCCUGCACACUGUACCAAGGAUCUCUCCUUGCUGGUGGAGUUCUGAAAUGGAAAAAAUAAAAUAAAUGUAUAUACAAACUAGAAAAGCACUCGGAGAGCGCAGACCUCCGCCAAGCAGCUCAUUGUGAUUCACACCAAAACUUUUAUUGUUACGUGUCUUUUAUUAACUUUUAUUUCUGUUUAAACUGGUAUGUUCACUGUUCAUAAUUUUCCUAAAACAACAAAGCUCAUAUUAGAUUCAUAAAUGCAUGAUUUAUUAUGCAAUAUCUGUAAUCGUUCACUUCCUUGUAUCUUCAUUUGUUAUCUUUCAGCAUUGAAAAUUCCAACGACACCCUUGUUUUUGUGUGUUCUGGAUCACAGUAUCCGGAAUUUUGUUUGGAUCAGGAUCAACCUUUGACACCUCAUAAAACUCAUUGAGAUCCUUUUGUGUAACUUUUUACUAAAGACUCUGGUCAUUUUUAUAGAGUUAAACGCAAAAAUUCCAAAAUUUGCCCUAUCUCACAAUGAUAAAGAAUCCUUCAAAAAAUUCCUGGAUCCAGAAGGCGAUCCGGAUCACCACCAAAAUGUAAUGGGAUCCUCUUGGGGCUGAGAAGCACCGCUGGUGAAAAUUUCAGGUCAAUCCGUCUGUAACUUUCUCUGCUAACAGACAAAUAAAUUAAAGUAAAUUAAAAUGUUUAGAUACAGCAAUAUAUCUUAAUACAAUAAAAUAUGUAAUCCAAUAUAAGGCUAAGGUUAGAAUGUGUAAAUAAUGUGUAGUUUAAAGUUAUAUUGUGAAAAUAUAACUUUAAACUACAAAGUUCCUCUCAAGACAUUCCUCUCAAAAACAGGGCUGUUUUGGCUACCACUUUGACCCAACGUUUUAAUAUUGCAACAAUUAUAAAACAAGCUCUAAAUGAAAUGUAGGGCAUAUUUUCCACAAUAACUACAUAUGUUCAUGUUCUAGACAUUGUAAAAAAACACAAAUAUUCAAAGCAUUUUACUGACUUGAAUCAGGUGAAUCCAGUCCAGUGAAUCGAAGGGAUGUUGCUCGAUCAAAAAAAUGGAGGUUGUGUGACUUCUUCACCUGAGAGCGUGCCUUAUAUAAAAAUGUUAGAUCAAAUGGCAUUGUGAGAUCAAACAAUAUGACCCAGUGAUUAUGUUAAUGUGGUUUAACUAAAAAAAUAAAAAUAAAAAAGUUUUUUUGGGGAUAACCAAAUUUGUUGUAAUUCUGCAACACUGGGUCUUACAGGGUUAACUCGGUUUGGCACAAAGAGGUCAGUCACAGACUUAUAUAAGCAUACUUUGCGUCUUGUUUCUGUGUUGCUAUAUCAAGUAUUUCUUGUUAUAAAGCCAGUGUUAUGUGUCGCCACCUUGCAUUGUGCUAAAUGCUAAACCAGCUCCCCUUAAAAAGAUUCUGUGUAAUACUAAAAAAACUCUGUGAGUACAGUUUACCACUGCUUCCACAAUGAAGGUUACUAUGCUACACCAAAGAAACCUUGGUGACUGGGGUUUAGCACUUUUAAGAUGGAGUGAACAUGGACAAUAUUCUGACCACUAACUGCACAGUUAUACAUUCAAUUUGCCAAUUUCUGUCCUCAAAUGAAUUAUUUGUGCAUACGUCAAAAUAAACCACCUCCUUUAAAGAAAAAGAAAGCGAGACAGAGAAAGGAGCUUACACUUUUUGCUAGGGUCAGAGCAGCAGAGCAACUGUCGACCUCCUGUUGUUAAUCCAGCCAGCGUCUUUGGACAUCUUUAACUUCUAAGUUUUCUUCAUCUUGUCAUAAAACACUGUCAUUUUAUCUUUAAUCUAAGCUACCUGUAUUUACUUGAAACCAGUGGCCUUGUCCAUCUAUUGAGUGCCAUCUCUUUGCUUUUCUGGCUCUCUAUCAACAGGGAAUUGACUUCAUUUUAUAAAUAAUAAAGAAAAAUGUUAAAAUUUGUGUUCUGUUUACUGUAUGGGUUUCUAAAACUAAAGUUUUCAGGAGGUAUUGCCUUUAAAAAAUGAGGGUAGAGGAGCAGUUUUUUAUUGAUUUAUUAUAUUUUCACAUCAUUUUGAGAGAUUUCUGAUCAACAUGACACCACUGCUUUUAACAUAGCAAAGUUCCUCUGCAAGUUCCUCUGCUGGCACACAUUAUCAACAGUGUCAUGUCUUCACUGUAACAAAAUUGCUUCUUCAUAAGUGAAAGCAGGAAAAUUAAAUUCAAUUAUCCCUGAAAGACAGAACAUUCAAUAGUAGCAUGUAUUGUAAACAAUAUGUAUUAGUGUUGGAAAGUGCAAUUUUAAGGUGCAUGUAACCACUGACUUCAUUUGCACCAGCAAGAAUGUACUUCUCACAGUCAAAAGUUAUCACAGAAAAAAUGCAAAGACUACCCCACCCCUGACAAAUACAUGAAUUUGAUGCACAGCUUGGUUGCCUCUAUGCAGAUGACUGCCUUCUUUAAUUUGAAAAAUAAAAAGAGUAAUGGGCUACUAAAAGAAGAAGUGCAGUGUGUCAUAUUUUGUAGCCGUAAUCACAGUGAACAAUAUUUCUGCUUCAUAAACAUGCUGUAGAAGCUCACAGGCUCUUCUUCAUCCUCUUUCUCCAGAGGGACACCCUUACAGAAAGGUGGAGGGAUGAACUGCGCAGGGUCUGCGAGUCCGAUUACAUUAUUGUAGAAGCUAAAAAAAGAAAAAGGAAAGAAGAUCAAUAAAAAGAUUUUUUUAAAGAUGUCAAAUAAAUGUCAGUAAAUGUGUUUAUUUCUUAUUUAAUGUGAGCAAUAUUGUUCUUCUUCAUCAGACAAUUGAGGAACUCCAGUUUUCUGCACUUCCACAGUGGCUUUAUUCUCAAUAUCAGGUUGCCGCCUCUAAAAGAACUAAAAGUUGAAACUUCCUGUUUUGUGGCUUGUCAUGCGCUCUCACUAACCUGGUCAAAAUCCAUCCAGUUUUGUCUGUACGAAACAGAGAGCUGACUGGCACACAUCCAAACUCGGUCACAGUGUUCAUGUACUUUGCUUUAAAAACAAAAAGUGGAUCACAAGUUAGCUGAAGCGACGCAACCAGACCAACAGGUUUGAAGACAAAACAAAGGCAGUGAUCAGAUGGAGAAAUCUCAGAAAGUCAUGUGCUUCAGGACACCACAUGACUUUACAUGUUGUCCUACUGUGGCAUUACCUUGUCCCCUCUUUAGCUGCAUCUCCCCUGUCCAUGUGUUGACCAGGACUCCUUGUCCCCAACCUGAGGAGCUGCCCAACACCACCUCUCCCAGCAGAGUAGCAUCCUCUGGUAUCUCCAGCGGAUGGAAGUCCAUAGUCAGUUGCUUCUUGCAGCAGGUUUGGUUCCUGGUGUUGAUUUUAUACAUAACACCCUAGAGAGGAGAGAAGUGCAUUAAUUAGAAAACAUGUCAUUGUCUUAUGUGGAUUCGCCUACUUCAUGCGUGGUCAUUACCUGUUUGUAGAGCAGAAGCACAUCCAGGUGGAAGGUCUUAUUGUCAUAGGUUCCAAACUGACUGAGGCGAAUACGCUUACCCAGUGCAUCAUAGCUGUACUUGGCAUACGCCUGCAGCUUCUCACUUUGGGUGGACUUGAAAAAUAACAAAAUUGUAUUGAAAGUUUUCCUUUCAAACUUGGCAAAACUUUAAAACAGCAUUCAGAGGAAUGCUGAAGUUUUCACUCGUAAGAAAAGAAAUAAAAUCUUACCACAGACAGUCCCCCGGUCAGUAGAGGUGGAGAUGCUGGCAAAAUAUACAAGAAUGAUUUACAGCAAACUGAGCAAACACCAUGUGCAUUACAGCAGUGUUAGGCUCACUACAACAUAUUAAUACAUAAAUGCUCCAGAGAAAACAACCCGCGAGACCAUUGGCAGUGAAUCACAGAGGAAUAAAUCAGAAUAAAUCAGAAUUGCCUUAUUUGUACUCACUGCAUGGUUUUGGUCUUUGAGCCAGGCAGGCGGCAGACAGGCACACCAACAGGACGAAAGUUCUCAUUCUGGCUGAUGGUGGUUAUGACACUCUUGCCUGCUCAGAGACAAAGAAAAAUGCUGUUGCUCAGGAGAGUUCACUUCUUUAUGAACAAGCUGGGGAGCCUCCCAGGUAGUUUCCAGUGCCAGGUUUUCUUAAAGUCCCUUGACGCUAAAAAAAACACUGAGAAAAAAAAAAGGAACACCGUCAAACUAUGCUCUCCUCUGUCUUCUGUAUUAUGGCAUCACCUGAUUUUCUGGGUUUGGCCUGAUCAUCUGCUCUUUACAGGUCCAUACCAUUUUUUUUUUAGAUAUUUCAGCUGAAUAUUUGAAUGGCUUUAAGUAUCUAAUUGACUAAUAAUCAAAACCAUGGAUACCAGAACAGCCCCUUCAAAGUAAGAUCAAAACUUUCAGGGCUCCAUGGCUGUGUAUUUAGACUGGAUGAAACAGAUGUAGUCUCAGUGGGAUUGACCACUGUUUUUUUUCAAUUAAUCGAUACAGAAAUGUACUGGACAUAUGUACUUAAGCUAACUUUUGGUGCACCUAGCUACCUACCCAUCUUCACAGUCACUGAAUUAUUAAAAACUUAUCUCAGUGGUGUGAGUGUCUAUUCAGUCCAAAUUGUUUUUGAACCUGCCAGUAAAUAUGUUUAUCCUGUAAAUACAGGCUUUUCUACUUCUGAGUAUGAGGGACACCUUAAGAAUAAAAAAAAAAAAAAAGACUUCGAGAUCAAAGUCGUUAAGUUAUGAGAAUAAUGUCAUUACUAACAAGAGUAAAGUCGUAAUAAAAUCAGUGUGAUACUUAUGAUAAUGUGGUGCUCAUGUGCCAAAAGAUUUAGUAUUUCCUUGUUUUUAGAAACCCGUAUUGAAGGACAUUUUCACUAAAUGCUCCAUGGCUCUCAUUCAACAACUGUCACCUUAACAACACGUAAGAAUAUAAAGACUUGUUAUUGUUGCUUAGACUUUGCUUUCUUUGAAGUAACCUCCUCUGGCUUUAAUCAAUCAAUCAACUCAAUCAAAUUUUACUUAUAUAGCACCAAUUCACAACAGUCGUCAUCCCAAGACACUUUUCAAAGAACAAGAGCAGGUCUAGACCACGCUCAUUGUUUGAUGAUCAAGAACCAACCUAAGAUGGGUUUUGGCUCAUCUCAUCCAACAUGAGUAGCAGUGGCAAGAAAAAACUUCCUUUUAACAGGCAGAAACCUUGAGUCGGACCUGACUCAUGCCAGACAGCCACCAUGCCACUGCUGGGCUGGGGAGGAAUGUAGAGAGAUAGGGGAAGAGAGGACGAGAGAGGGGGGAGGGGGCAAGAUAAGGGGAAGGAGAGAGAGAAUGAGUAAGGAGAAGGAGGGGGAGGGAGAGAGAGUAGAGAACGAGGGUGAGAGAGAGACAGGGGACAGCAGCAACAACAGCUCAUGUAAGGGUAAAACAAAAUGAAUUAAGUUUACUGGGUUAGGAUAUAAGUAAUUAUGGACUAUGUUAAAUUAAUUUAAUGUGAUUACAGUCAGCAGGCCUAAUAGUAGUCAACUCUAGUUUUAUGUUAUUAAUGUCAGUGAGGCUGAUGUUCAUGUCUGCAGUAACAGUCCAGAGGAACCCAAGAGAAGAAGGAUCUCAGGGCCUGAGGCAGACAAUCAUAGAUUAUGUGGCUGGAGUCAGGUAGGUCUGCAGCAGCCAUCAGUCCAGAGCAACCUAGGAGACUGGGGCUCAGAGACAUACAGAGAGAUCUGGUUAGCAAGUUGAUGGGAGAAAAUGACUUCAAUGUACAGGAUAAUGAAGUGACGAAUUAUGGACUAUGUUAAAUUUAUUUAGGGUGAUUAAAGUUAAAACUCAAUGGUAGUUUACUCUAAUUUUAUUUUUUAGAUGUCAGUUAGGCUGACGUACGUGUCUGCAGCAACGGUCCUGAGGAGCCUAAGAGAUGGAGGAGCUCAGGGUCUGAGUUGGACAAUCAAGGACGAUGCAGCUGGGGUCAGGCAGUUCCGCAGCAGACCGUCUGCAGCAUUAGUCCAGUGUAAGCUAAGAGACUCAGAGACACUAAGAGAGAGAGAAAUCUGGUUAGUGACUUAUAUGGGACAUAAAGGUCUAAAGGAGAGAUAGAGACAGACUCUAGCUCAGUGUGCCAGAUAUCUCCGGCAGUCUAAACCUAUAGCAGCAUAACUAAGAGCUGGUUCAAAUCAGCCCCAACUGUAAGCUUUAUCAAAGAGGAAUGUUUUAAGUCUACUCUUGAAAGUUGAGAGGGUGUCUGACCCCGAACCGCGAGCAGUAAAUGAUUCCAGAGGAGAGGUGCCUGGUAGCUAAAAGCUCUUCCUCCAAUACUGCUUUUAGAGACAUUUGAUACAACGAGCAGACCUGCAGACUGUGAGCGUAAUGGUCUAGACGGAAAGUAAGGUAUAACAAGCUCGUUGAGAUAUGAUGGAGCCUGGCCGUUAAGCGCUUUAUAUGUCAAAAGGAGGAUUUUAAACUCAAUUCUAGAUUUAAUAGGGAGCCAAUGAAGAGAGGCUAAGACAGGAGUGAUGUGCUCCCUUCUUCUGGUUCUAGUCAAUACCCGAGCUGCUGCAUUUCGGACCAGCUGAAGACUUACUUAAAGACUUACUGGAGCAGCCUGAUAAGAGAGAAUUACAGUAAUCCAGCCUAGAGGUAACAAAGGCAUGGACUAGUUUUUCUGCAUCCCUCUGAGACAGGAUGGGUCUAAUUUUUUGAGAUAUUGCGCAGGUGGAAAAAAGCUAUCUGCGGCUCUGCUCUCUGAUCUCUGCUCUGAAUUGUCAGUGGUUCGGACUAAUAAAAUCGGCCAGAUAUCUGGAUAAACGGGCCGCUCCAUCUUGAGUGGGAUGAAUGCCGUCCCGAAUAAUCAGACCAGGUUUGCCCCAAAACGACUUUCAAUUAUCAAUGAAGCCCACGCCAUUUUGCUUACACCACCUCAACAGCCAGCGGUUAAAUGAUGAGAUACGGCUACACAUCUCAUCAGCUGUCUGAUCGGGCAGGGGACCAGAGAAAACUACAGAGUUCCAGGGAUUGCAUUCCAAGCUUUCUCAAGUUCAUUAAAAAGAGACUGCUGAUUCGUGGGACGCGUUUUUCUGACCGAUUGAUCCAAUUCAUCCUGCACAAGCUCAAUUGAGAAAGGUCUGGAGACUGAGGGGGCCAAACCAUCUUUUGAAGACAGGUAACCCUGACAGAGCUUGGCAGAGUGCUUAGAGUCAUUGUCUUGCUGCAAAACAAACUUAUGAGCCACAAGUCUGAGUCAAGAUGGAACAGCAUGGUGCUGGAGGGUGGAGUGGUACUGCUCCUUCUUCAUAAUACCCUUUACUUCAAACAAAUCUCCUACUCCAUCACCUGCAAAACAUCCCCAUACCAUGGAACUGCAACCUCCAUGCUGAAUUGUGGGUGUAACACAUGGUGCUUUCAGACGUUCACCAGUUUGUCUGCGGACAUAGACUCUGCGUUUUGAACCAAACAAACUUGUUUCUAGUCAUCAUAAGUCCAAUUUUUGUGAGCUUUUGCCCUCUCAUAUCUCUUUUUCUUGUUCUGUGGACGAAGUAGUGGUUUUUUGCAGAUACACAACCCUUCAGACCAGCCUUUCUCAAACGUCAUUUCACGGUUGUCAGAGAUAUGGGCUUCGACCUUGUCAUGUUGAUUUCCUCCCUUAUUUUAUGGUGCUGUCUUUCGCCGAUCUCUCUUACUGGUGACAAUGCUAUGUUUAUCCUCUGCUUUUGUAGUAACUCUCUUUCUUCCAGGUCUUUUUCUAUCAUCAUAACUUCCAGGUUCCUCUAGUCUCUUCAGAGUGUAGUGGACUCCUGUGUUAAACACCUUUAGGCGUUUUGCAAUUUCUCUUUCUGUGUAUCCUUCUUUCCUCAAUGUACAAAUCUGUACUUUUGUUUCUUUACUCAGUUGCUUCUUUUUAGCCGUUUUUGCGGUAGUUUGAACACAGUUGAGAUUUAUUAGGAUUUUUGUAUGCAGACUCUCAAAAGCCAAAAAGUUGAAGUGAAUAAUCCAACUGUGAUUUGUUUUUUGCUUUUGCACUGAAGUUGUGACUCUUGCAAAUGUUUUCAACCCUAAAACUAAGCCCUUAUUAUCUUUUGCUGACAUAUAUUUAGCAAUGGUCUGUUAACAUCAAUGUAUAUCUAGAGGUAAAUGGAGUAAAAUGGUGCAUUUCCAUGAAAGCAACAUCUGAUCAUGGAGUAAAUACAUCCCAAAAUACAUAAAACUCAUGCUGGAUUUAAAAAAAAGCAAUGUGAACAAAAACUUGAAGUUACUCCCGACUGUUCGGCCUGUAAUGUCUUUGCUUCCAAACACACACACACACACAUAUAUAUACACAUAUAUAUAUAUAUAUAUAUAUAUAUAUGUGUGUGUGUGUGUGUGUGUGUGUGUGUGUGUGUGUGUGUGUGUGUGUGUGUGUGUGUGUGUGUGUGUGUAUACAAAAUAUAUCAACUUAGCAUAUUCUGUUUACCCGGUUCACUGGUGAUCUACCGAUAACAAGAAAAACAGACAUGAUGCUCUUAACACUCAGCUGGUGAGUUGCCACUGUCAAAUUUAUUUCACAGGAAAACACAGUUUAGGAAAACACUCCUAAUAGCAGAUUUUAGGGUAAGCAGUUUCCAUAAAUAAGUGGAAAAAAUUAAAACUAUCAUUCUUUAGUUUAAGGUAAUCAUACUGUAGAAUCUCAUACUCCCUGGCCCCAUGCCCAGAAGUAAUACGGUAAAAUUACAUGACAAAGCUUUGAAUUAGUAGCUCAGUUUGAUUGGUUAGAGAUCUCUCAGUCAGUUUGACACUUUUGUUUAAGGAGGCUUUCACAUCAUCUGCUGGAACAAGUCAAGGAAGUCGACUGGCUUCUGGGCGCUGAAUCCUACUUUGGCUGGGUCUAGGCAGAAAGGUGGAGGGAUAAGUUGAUCAGGGUCUGGGAGCCCCUUGACAUUGUCGAUGUACCUAGAGGACGGAAUAACAAACAGAUUUUUGUGAAUUAGCAUUUUUUUCUUUCUAUCUGUAGUUUUAGUAAAUACCUGGUCCUGUCAUUUAAUGAAUCAGAGCAAAUAGAUCUCAGGACAGGUUAUGCUAUCAGGCGAACCCUAACCACCUCUACCUGCCUUCCAGGAUAGCAACUGAAUGAUAUAUCAAAGGUAAAAAAAUAAAAAUAAAAAAAUAAAAAAAGUAUUGAAGUGCUAUAAUCCGUGAUGGUUAUUCAGUGGUGUUGAUAGCUUUUGGAUGUUCUGACCUCCAGGGACAAACACCACAGACAAUGAUUUAAGUGGGUCCUAAGAACACUUAAAGGGUCCAUAAUAAGAUUUGUUUCCUGAAUGAUUGUGUUGGAGUGGUCAACUGAGAAACACCUGGUUCCCUGGGCGACAUCACAGAGGGCAUCUCCACUUCUUUUAUGCAGCCUAUGGACCUGUCACUGUGACAAUCUGUCACUGUUGCCUAAUAUUUUCAUUUACACUGUGUUGUUAUUAAACUGUAAGUGUGAACUUACUGUAGUAUCAUCCAUCCAUACUUCCUGGUGUGGUACAUAGAGUUGACAGGAACACAUCCAAAUUGAGUCACUGUGCUUAUGUACAGUCCUGCAGGGUCACAGAUAAAACAAAAUGAUCCAUCAUAGAAGAAUUAACAUCUGAGGCGGUUUGUACCAUUACACAAUCUCUUACCUUCUUGGUUAGGCAGAUUUCCGGACCAGGUGUUGACGAGGACUCCUUCUCUGGGUUCUGAUGAGCUACCUAUGAAAGACUGAGCCAGCAGAUAUGCAUCUCCUGGGAUGACUAUGGGCUGGUAGUCCCCGUACAGAGGAUAGCCAGUGCAGGUUUGGUUAUCAUUGUCGACCACAUAGGCCACAUGCUGAUGGAUUGAAGUUGAGAAGUUAGGACAACUCUUAUUUACUUCAAAAGUAACUCACUUUAUGUUUAAAGCUCACUUCUAAAAUGUUGCGCCGAGGUUACGGUCAAAAAUAAUACCAGUUUACUUUCAUCUUUUUACAGCUAAUCUGUGUGUAGAGCCUUCAAAGUUUUAAUACCCACCCUAAAUCAUUAACAUUUCCUAAACUACAAUUCAUGCAAUAUCAGCCAUAAUCACAGUUUGUUCUUAUUGUAUCAUUACAAAAACUUCAAAGGGAUAUUAUGGCAUAAGGAAGAAAAUUUAUGAUGAUUACUUCAUGGAAAUACAAUCAGACUGAGACACUAAGUCUGAAGAACUACCGUGACUGAAGUGCACAUACAAGAUACACAAUAACUCUGACUGCAUUUCCAUGAAGUAAUAAUCAUAAAUGUUCUUCCUUGAGCUCCGAUGCACUCGGUGAUCGACUCAUCAACGCUUCUCCACAAACAAUAGGCUGCUGGAGGAGAGUGGAUGAGUUGUAUUUAGUGUCUUUGCUGAAGAAAUCAGGCAAAGUUAAAAACAUGUUUGAUGGCUAGUACUAUGGCUGGGACCCUAUAUGUAUUGUUGAUGAAGCUGUUCUGAGCAUUAUUUGUGGCUAUAGAGUGGCUUUUUGGUUGAGGUUUGCACAUGGAGAUGUAGACCGCUGUGUAUUGCUAUCAUGCAGUCUUUGUUGAAGUUGGUGAAAUAGAAACAAGCAGUAGGCAACAUUCAUCUCUCAAGGGGGGGUCCUAACUCAGUGUGUUUGGCCAUGACUUAAAUUUACGUUGGAAUAUCCCUUUAAGCAAGUGUUUUUUUUUUGUCCAAUUCCUGAAACUGGUCCAGUAUUGAGGGAGAGUGGAGCAGCCACAAAAUGAGCCAGAAUGUAGUUUGACCGGGAAACUGCAGGUCAUCACACUGCGUCAACUACAAAUGCUUUUAUUUUAAUCAUUAAAAGGCUCAGAUUGUGGACAUGUCCUCUGACGUGGUCACACAGCGUUGUGUGUCCAUAGUAUCAAUGCCAAUGAGGUUAGGUAUCAACAAGUCCCACUCAUCACAACACAGACAGUCUUCCUCUGUGGGUAUCCCUCAAUACAGGACCAGUUUCAGAAAUUGAUCCCCACAUCAGUCAAGCACACACAAACACAUAUGAAACACAAAAAUUAUAGUUGUAUUAAAAGACCCACUCUGAUAAAAAUCAUGUUUUCUUGUUGUCUACAGUACAUGUUCAUAUGGCAUUUUUCUGUUACUACUGGACAUAACACGAGAAAAGUAAGAGUGAAAUUGCAUAUCUGAGUAUUUCUGCAUUCAAAUUGCUGUCAACCUCUGACAGACCCAAACGACAGGCUGCUUCCACAGAGUUAGAUUUCCUACAUAGCAAAUCAAAGCUCCGCCACCAGAGCCCCGCUACGCAGGCCACAUUUGGAAAAGUACAGAGGAUGAUCGCGGAACAAGCAUGCGCGUCAGUGGAUUGCAAUGUGCGCAAGAAAGCUAAUUACGAUAUAAGCUUUCAUCAUAACCCCAAAGACAUUAGUUUCCGAGAGCUGAAUAGCUCGUAUAUUACCUGCUACUUCUCCGACACUGGAAACGUUAAGCUGUAAGCUAAUGUGAAGAGGAGUGUGCAGAGCAGUUCUGUCUUUGCCCAAGACUCAGAGGCAAAUUGCCAAUAAGCUAAUGAAAAUGACACAGGUAACGUGAUUUUGGCUAAAAAACGUCCAAAUCACAACUUAAAGACCACUAAGAACACUCUAAGUAGUUAAAAAAAACAAAAAAAAAACAAGCGGAGUGGGACUUAAAGUCAUUAUACAACAAAAAUAAAGUCUGUUUUUAAAGGGAGAUACAUUAAGAAGUUAAUUUUGAAUAACAUUGCAACCUUUUAAAAUAAUUUAAUUACUUUAAUACCCAGAAUUUUUCACUCUUUUACUCUUAUGAAAUAAGGAUAUAUGUUUGUGUCAUUUUUGUUACCUCUUUGUAGAGCAGAAAAAUGUCGUAGUUGAAGGUCUCGUUGUCUGCGACGCCAGCCUGGGUAAACCUCUGCCAUUGUCUGUAUGCAUCGUACAUGUAAUUGGACUUAAGCCCCAACUUCUCAUCCUGUGUAAACUGGUGAGAGAAGAGCAGAGGGAUUUUAAGUGUCCCUUUUUCACACUUUUUAAUUCUCAUUUUGCUCUGAUAUUCUUUUUUUGUGCUCAGAAUCCACAUUUUAAAACACACUCACCAAGAUCAUUGACCCGGCCAGCAGAGGAGGACUCUCUGGGAUUUUGGAAUAAGAUGGGCCACAUUAAAACACAGCAUUCAACAUGGAAUACAAAAUUCACUCAAAGUAAAAGCAAAGUGAGAGCUUCUAAGAUCCUACAGUUACGUUGGUCCUGAAAACAAAGUCACUGUACUUACUGCACGGAUGAGGCAUCUGAGCCAGGCAGGCACCCAGUAAGAACACGAAUGCUACAACCACUUUCAUAUUUGCUGUUCUAUGGCAGGAACACACACUCUGCUGCUGUGGAGUGGAAUCACUUUUAUACAGAUCCUAUCACUGUGGGAGUGAGUCCUGCCCCCCUAAAUUUAUCAAGUGUCACAAGGUCAGUUCCUUGUCAUCAAGCCAAGAUAAAGGUUUGUUACAGCCAGUUACACCACACUCCCCAAUGAUGCACCAUCCUAAGAAUGUUUUUUGUGGUCAUGAAAGUUGGAGGCAGAUAAACCUAUUUCCAGUAGGGACUAUGCUGUCAUAUGGUCUGCAGGUGUGUCAUUAGAGCACCUGAUAAACCCCUACAAACCUCAAAAAGGUAGCAGGUAAACUGAACUGAUCUUGAAGGGAUAUUAAAAUUUAAAUUAAGUUAGGGUCAAAAAACUGUAACACUGAGUUAGACACCCCCUGGAGAAACGAAUAUUGCCGACUGCUUGCUUCUCUAAUUAUACCAACAUUAGUAACAACCACACAAUAGCAAUACACAUUAAUUCCGUGCAGCGCAGCACGAGCAACAGCAAAGGUUGUAUGUGGCUACAAAAUAAAAUAUCUGGUUGAUUUUUCAAGAUAAAAUUAAGUCAAUACGUUGAGCUGUUCUUCAUGUGAUAAUGGGAGGGGCCAGGGUUGUGGGAUGUGGGUGUUUAAAUACACAUAUGUAAAUCAUGUACAUAUAUAAUGUCAUUCAAUGUCUCAUGGUAAAACACGCGAGAUCUUGUCCAGUCUUGCGAGAAAUAUCGGUAGGAUCGCAAGCGCUUCUCCUUGAUUGAUGAACAACAUUGUGAUUCACUGAAGUACACUUUGUAUGGAUGGAUGAAAUGUUGCAGAUGUAGUCCUCUAAAUCUGCAGUUAUCAUUAAUAAUGUGCCUGAAUGCUAUCAGGGGGGAUUCACCCUGAAGAUACUCAUGGUCCCUGGGAGUCACUACUUCCAAAAGUGUAAAAGUGCAUUAAACAUGAAUCCCAGAGUGAGACAUUAAAAAAACAACAAAAAUUGAAGAUCAGGACUGUAGUUAUGCAGAGAAGAAGAGUAGAGCAAAACACAGGGUGUCUGUGGGGUCUCAAAGGCUAUUAAAACAAAUUUAAUAAACGUAUUAAAUUACGGCCAUUAAAAAGUAUAACAAUGUCUUUAACACCAUGUUGCUUGGUAUAUUUUUCCUUUAUCCAAUGUGAGUAAAAAAAUGUCAAAGUUUGAAAAUUGAACAGUUGAAUUCAUAGAUUCAUUGUUUUUAUUUAUUUAUUUGAGAGUGUUGAGUCAUCAUAGAUCCAAAUGAUAUGCUCAUAAGUUUGACAUCAUCAAAGACGAUUGAUCAUUUUCAUGGCACCAUCGUUUGGAUUAUACAGUGGGAUUGAUACUAAGGAAGAGAAACUAACCCUUUUUAAACAUAGAGACAAAAACACAAUGAGAAACCAAUAUUGACUGUGUUUUGUAGGUAUUUUCUGAAAAUUAAGACUUAGUAGUUUUACAGUCUGGUAAAAAUCUCUGGUAUGAGACUAAUAAAUGUAAUUGUACUAUGCAGAUCACUCAAUCAAUCAAUCAAUACAUUACAUAAUGCCAAUGUGAAGAUAGGAUUGAGCCCCACACCAGUAAAAUAAAGUAUGUAGAUCAAGGGCUCUAUUUUCGUGUCCGACGGUGAGGCGGUGGAGGGUGGUGGACCCUGCGCAGUGGUAUUUUCGUCUGGCAGAGCCCAGCGUACAGCCAGUUUGGUAUUUUCGUGGACUGAGGCGCACCGAGGUCCGCCAAGCUGGGCAUGGUGGCGAGGCAGAGGGAGGUGUCAACAGAAUCAGCUGGCGAAGUGAAAUUUUUGUGCUUGCCAGUGGUGUAUAAACUGCGCUGAAAGCUCGCCGAUUCAAACCUGGUCAGCUUUCAGCGCAGGCAGAGCACAGCUGGUCUAAUGGUAUUUUGGUUGACUGGCGAUAUAUCGGCAUACGUCACUGAUGCCUCACUGGCAGGUUUCCACAGUGUCAGGCACAUUUCAGCGCAAUAAAUAAUCAACAACAACUAAUAAUCUGAUUCAGCACAUACAUUUAGAUCUAAAUAGCUACAUUCUGAUCUAAAUCUGAUCUGAUGAGCGCAUUGGCGGGUUCGGACACACAACCUGACCGAAUCAACACAGCUGAAAUCACAUUAAAUUAAAUUAAAUUAAAUAUCUAGUAAAUAGACACACAUAAUGAAAUUAACAAGAUAUGUAAUUCGUCUCCCUCCCUUUCUUUCUUCCUCUUCCUUUUAUUUCUCGCGCAGCUCGACCUGGACAUUUUUCAAAUUUAUGUUGUGCUCUGUGCGCACAACCCACCUUUGUCACGAAUAUAUGCAACUUUGUGUGAGUGUCUUUACUUGUGGAAAAGGGUGUUUGUCUUACCAGUGGGUCAAAACUUACACACACCAAAUCCAUCUGUGCUCAUAUGAGAGAUUGUGGAGGAUGCCCUCUGCACGGCGGACCUGACUUACGCCGCGCCUGCGGCACGUCUCUGGCGAGGCAUGAAAAUAGAGCCCAAAGUGUUUAAAAAAGGCUUUAAAAGGUUUCUCUCUUCAGGAUUUCUUUUUCUACCUUUAGUAUUGGAUUUUUUAACACUAGAUGAACCCUCUGAUUAGGAAGGAGUUGGAGGAAACUUCAACAACAGAUUUUUUUUUUUCUCUUUUUUUACACUGUUUCAUUGUAACUGAUGAGAUGGGCAGAUCCGUCUGUCUUUUUGUAAUGCUUUGUCCGCAGUGUGAACAGUCCUUCACCUUUUUUAGUCUACAGUACACCCUGAUGUCAAACAAGAUCAGCAGCUCCGGUUGGGGUUUUUUAAUACAGUGCAGUCAUGAGGCAUAACAUGGAUGUGUUUGCCUGUUUUUUUCUAUUGUUAUCAGACUCAAGGUUGCUAUAAAAUCAUUACACCAACACCAAAAAGAUUAAGCCUCAAACAAUCAAACAAAAGUCUUGACCCCAUCGCCCAAGAUGCUUCUUUCGGCUCAGGAAACCUGUCUGUUGUGUUACUUAGACCAUUCCAGGAAAUGGGGGGUUGAGCCAGGAUUGGGCAAGGCAGGUUUAUGGGAAAUGAGAUUCAGCAGACAGUUUCCAAGAAAAAGGAAUAUAAUAUCAGGUCAUAAAUAGUAAAAUUCAUAGAGGGAUUUAAAGUCGUUUUGUGACUGCAGGAUGAGGUUGGUGUAGGGUUUGGAGCUGUGAACCUGUUGAAACAGGGGGACUUUUUGAAGUGUGUUAGUGAGAGCUGUAGCUACAAGUGUUCUAGUGAUUUUUCAAAGUGUGGAUCAACAUGGAAAAGUGAAGAAAUUUGAGAUAACAGAAAGAAAGAAAGUGCAAGUAUAACAGAAGGAAAGAACAAUGUGGUAAAAGGUGUCAUCGAUACUUUUUACUCUGAUUCAUAAUAAAUCAUUAACAUAUUCAAGGAGGAGAAAAAAAUGACAUGAAGCAGCCCUAAUUCCAACAAGAUGAACACCAUAACUCCCUAAUUUUGAUAAAUUUUCAUAGAAAUGUACUCUUAGCAAAGGUGUGCGUGUCAUUUUAGGUUAAUCACUGUUCUAAAAGUAUGGACACACAACUGUGUCAUGCAGUGUCUAAGUGUGGGUGGACGAUUUCAACUGUGAAAUAUCAGCUUCAAAAUGAUGUAACUGUAAAGGAAUUCAUUUUACGAGUAUGUGUGUUUUCUCAAAAUAAAAAGUUCAGGAGGUCAGGAGUGUCCUAGUGUCUUAUCUGCCUCCUCAUGUCUCAUCACCUCUGGUGUUUAUAGAUAAUCUUGUGUUUUUGAUUUUUUUAUAGUUUGAUGAAUGAAGUAUUCUGGUUGAAAACCUUUGUUGAUUACAUAGUUUAUUUGUUGAGAACAAAAAACUUAAAAAUUAUCAAUGGAAACCAAAGUCUUUUCUCAAAAUCAAAGUGUAGAAAUAAGAUCACAGGCUGAUCCAACUUGUGAGGGGAAUUACGGCUCUUUUUAGUGAGCCAGAUCACUUAGCUCAGCUCGAGCCGGCUCUUUCGGCUCCCAAAAGGCUCUUCAUCUUACCACUUAUACAUUUUCUAAUUUAGCCAAAUUUAGCAUUGUUUGGCUUAUGAUAUGUACAUAUGUGUACACAUACCUCUCAAAUAAUUCAAUACAUUCUUUUUAUUGAAGUAUUCACAAGUAAAAAUGAUAUUUUGUAAUAUGAGUAAAUUGCCGUAGCCAAAUAUUUUCAUUGCAUUUACAGACCCUUGUAACUAUCUGAAACCACCCAAUGAAUGCACUGUCUUGCUUGUAGAACCACCCUGCUAAACAAUGCAGAUAGAAACAUCUUUAAAAACUUGAGAUUUUCAGACUGACAAAUCACUAGAUUCAACUGUGAUCUUAUUCCUCCCAUCAUGGUGUGCCAGAGGUGCUGGAUUGGAUUCAGGUCUGUGCAGCCCUCCAAGGAUAUGCCUCCCUAGACCUUCACUGACCCAUCAUUAAACUGGUCAUAUAUGCAUAUAAGACUGUGAAUAUUGUAUUUGACAAUGAAAUACACUUCUUGAGUUUUUUCUCAUUUUUAUUCAUGAAAAUUUAGAUGUCCCAGUGCUUCCCUGUACAGAUGAAGUAUGUGAGCAAGUUAUUAGACAAUAGUAAAAAGAGGUACAGUAAUGAUGAUGAUUUCAGCCUUGCUGUUGUAAAUAUCUGAUUGAAGCUGUUAAAUUUGUUUUACUGUUUGUGCUGAAGUUAUAUUUACAUUUUUUCACAUAUGAAGCAGACAGUAGCAUUAGCAGAAAAAGGAAAUGACAAACUUUGGUUCACCAAAUAUGUUUAACUGUAGCGUUUGGAGUGUCUGUUUGAUGGCAGGACAACAUCAGCAUAUCUCCAAGUUUAAACAAUUUUUCAACAUGUAAAAAGGUUAAAAUCAUUCAAUAUAAAAUCCUUGAAUUUUUUUUAAGUGUAGGCUGAAACCAAAGAAGCAUGGACUAGCAGUCAUUUCAUUGAUGAUAGUUUUAUAGGACACAACAAGGCUUUGACUCAGGUCAGUUAACUGAAAAAUCCCUCUGAAGGUUUGUGAAGUUUUUUUUAUGAAGGUUCUCAGUUGUCCUGAUGGAACAAGCUGAAAAAGCCAACUGGCUUCUUGUCACUGCCUGUUAAUGUAUCUGCGCCUGGGCAGAAGGAUGGAGGGUUGAGCAGGCUGGGGUCUGUGAUCCCGAUGACGUUGUUGAAGUAGCUGGAGGACAGAAAAACAUGACCAGAUUUAUGAAUCAAAGAAUCAGUAGUCAACAUUUAGCUUGUGACCUAACAGCCCAUCAGCACUCAGGUCCCAGUGUCUCUUUGUACCACGAUGCAGGACAUGCCCAAACUUUCUGACUUGGGUGGCACAACUGUGGGUAGCUGGCAUGUGUGUGCAUAAUUUUAGUAUGAAAACAGAUACAGUAUAAUAAGUAAAUGUACGUUAGCCUAUCAGGUGUUGAAGUAUAUUUAUUAAGAUUUAGUAAUGAGACGAGGUAAGAUAAUCCUUUGUAUUACCACUUCAUGGAAAUAAGGGUUGCAACUCCAGCAAAGUAAAAGUGAUUUGAAUACUUUGAUGAUCUUAAAGGAAGGAUUCAGAGCACACAAUGCUUUUAGGUAGUUUUAAUAGCAAGAAGAGUAACAUUUUGAUACAACAGUUACCUUCUACAGGGUUGACUCUAAAGGAGGCACCUGUUGUCCUAAAAUGCUAAUAAAACUGCUUAAAUGCACCGUGUACUCUGGAUCAGAAAGCCCCACCGCUAUGUUUUGUUUUGGCAUCUAUACAUUUAUUUGAUAUGCAGCCCAAAUUACUCCACAGUAAUAGAGAGUAAUGGAGAGAGAGCGAGUGUGUGUGUGUGUGUGUGUGUGUAUAUACAUUUAUAAUCCCACCCCACGUCUUUAGUCUCUUCAAGCCUCAUUUCCCUUUGGACACUUGUGUUGUGAGCUUGUAGGUCUGCUAAUUUUUUCCAGGGUGGUAAAAAUAUCCACAAUCAAUAAGCACAAUAUGGUUAAAUACAAGAGUACACUAAAAUCAGCACUCUUUUUAGCCUUAGUUUGCUCCGUCAGACAAAAAGAUUUGUGUGUUCUGUCACUGUAUUCUAUCAUCCAAAAAAAGGACAAGAAAUAAUUGUUAGUCUCAUUAUUCAUCUCUGAAGUUCAACAACAAAGCAUUGUCUCCCGAAAUCAGCAUGCCUUCUUUAGGAACAGUGCAUUAAGUGCAUCGAACCGAUUUGAACCGAAUUAUUGAAGGCAAGCAUUGCAUGACAAAAAUGGCAAAUUCUUCCUCAGCAUGCAUGUGUGUAGAUAGUUUGAACUGCCGGCACCGAAGUUGAUUUGCCUGCAUCACCAGGCCUGUGGAGCAAAGAGGGCGGGGUUUGCCUAGAACUGAUGUGGGAUUCCAAAUAACGCCUCUGUGACACACGGAUCCUGCAUAGUGUUCGUGUAAAGCUAAAGCUAAAGUGUGACUGCCUCCUUUUACUUUGAUGAUCUACUACUGCAACUAGUUUUAAAGAUGUUAAGGUUAUGAGUUUUGCACUAUCAGGAGCGUGGCUGACUUGACUGACAUGCAGGCACAUAUAGCUGUUAGCAAGAAUGCUAACUCUGUCUUUGCCCCAUGCUAAGUUGUCUUAAAGUUGGGUUGAGUCAGUGUUGUUAAUGAAAAUAAAGAAGUGAAAUACAGAAAUGACCUUUGAUGAAGUAUACUGACCUCAGUACCGCCCAGCCAUACUCUUUGGCCUGGUAUGCAAGGCUGACAGGAAUGCAUCCAAAUUCAGUCACAGUGCUCAUGUACUUUCCUGUAGAGUCAGAGACAACAAAUAAUAACACUCAAUCACAGAGGAACACAUUUAUUGGACAGUUAAAGCCAUAACAAGCUUUCUGACCUUCUUUGUUGGGCAGAUCUCCGAUCCAAGUGUUGACCAGGAGGCCUUGUCCGGGUCCCGAUGAGCUUCCGACGAUUGCCUGACCCAGCAGAUUAGCUUCAUCUGGGAUGGCGAAAGGUACGAAGUCGCCCUCCAGAGGGCUUAUUAUGCAGGUCUUGUUUUUGUGAAAGAUCUGAUAGAUGACGUGCUGAUGGAUGGAAGUAGUAAGGUGAAGACAACAAUUAAUGACAGCUCAUUUUGAUAUAUUGCAGUUUUUUUAACACUAAACUUUAACAUGUAUGUACAUAAUAAUGGUUUUCUGCAGCUUGUUAGAACCAAUCUCCCUAGCACUGAUUACUUUUUUCUUUUAUCUUUCAUCAAUUCUUGUUUUCCUUUCUGUGGUCUUCUUUAAAUGUUGUCAAAGUUACUAACAUUUUUUUUUUUUCUCAAUUUGUGAUGCCACCAAUUGGUGAAAUAUCUAUGCUCUUUUUGGUCCCUUAUCAAACACUCUGUGUCAGAUUUGAGGCCUCAAAAAAAUAAGGAUGUAUUUUGUAAUUUUUUAUUUUAAAUAUAUAAACCCUGAAUAAGAAAGACUUUGUAGACUGGCAACAGUGAAGAAUGUUUCUAGAGUGCUGGGAUGGGCUGCAGUUAAGAGAUUUAGACAGAGGUUGAAAUGAGGGUUGUAAAAGUUGCCAGGUUGAAAUAGAUAAAGGGUUUCCCAAGCUUUAAAACCUGCUAAGCUAGCAUUAAGCUAUCAGAAGGACAAUAAAAGUCCAACAGUAAGUAUCAUAUCUCCUCUUUAAGCGUUUUGAAAUAAAUCAACGAAUAAAAGAAAUUUAAUUUAAAAUUCUCCCAUCAAAUAAUGAUAAAUUCUUCUAUAAUUAUUUCACCUUCUAUAUUUUUUUUAAUAAAAUUGUUUAAUGUUGCUUUAGUCACCUGAUUGUAUAGCAGUAGGAUGUCAUAAGUAAAAGUCUUGUUGUUCAUUGUGCCAAACUCAAACAGCCUAAUCCGUUGGCCAAGAGCAUCGUACAAGUAUUUGGCGUAGAGCCACAGCUUCUCGUUCUGUGUGGACUGAAGAGAGAAGAACAAGUUGACUUUAAAUCUCCCUUUUUCACAUGCUCUCAGUGGACUUUGUUAUUGUGCUCAGAAAAGAUGCAGAGAAACUAGAAACACUCACCAUAGUCAGUGCCCCGGUCAUCAGAGGAGGACUUUCUGUGAUUUGGAAGAAGAUAUGACGUUAAAUCACGGCAUUUGACAAGUGACGCAGAAAAGAUGCAGCAAAUACACCUGAUGACUGAGUGUAUAAGCAAAGGAAAACAUAGACAACACAAGUGCUCCUGCAAUGAGAAACCAAACAGUUUCACAACCAUGAAAAUCAAAAUAUUUUCACCUUUCUGUUUCUGAUUACUUACUGCAUGGAUGAGGCUUCUGAGCCAAGCAGGCGGCCAGUAAGCAGGCUAACGCUACGACAACUCUCAUGUUUGCUGUUUCCAGGCUGCUGUUCUCAGGCAGUAAUUAACACUCUGCUGCUGCGGGGUGGAAUCACUUCCUAAUAUACCCCCCCUUUGCUACAGGGAGUAAGUCCUACUUCCUGAUUUUGUGUUUAACCCUGUUGAGUGUCAUAAAGUCAGCGCUCUGUUAUCUGUAUCUAAGAUACAAGAUCAGUUUCACCCCUGAGAAAUCGAACUUUCUUCUUAGUGUUCACCAAAUCUAGGUCAGAGUUUCUCUCCUCAUAAAGCUUAAACAGAGUUGUGUAAUUAUUAGAGCACGGUGGGUCAAGGGUGAAGAAUGCUGUUUGUGUUCAAGGAAGAUGGAGGCAGAUAAACCCCGAAGUGGAUUAAGACGGAUUAGGACAGGACUCACUCAGGUGCAUACUUUCCCCAUUCAACGUAGCAGAAUAACCCUAUUGCUGACUUAAGGGCUAUGUUGGUUAUCAUAGUGUCCUCAUAUACAGUGUCAAUGAUGGAAACAGACAACAGUAAAUCCAGCCCAUAGAGACUACUGGUUACAGUGUGAGCGAUAAUGCAUGGUUACUAUUUUCAGGAACAGCAUAUUAAUGGUAGACCCACCUUAGAGGACUAUUACAUUAAUUUUGAAGAGAGUUACAUGUUACUAGUAAGUGUACUAGCCUAGUCAGUUCUGCCCCUUUCUUGAGAAACUGCUGGAACUAGACAGGCUACAGCUUUCUAUAGAUGGGGUCCAGACUGUGAUAAAAUUCAGCUUAUUCUGAGAGCCCCUGACCCAAGCAGUUAAGGCAAUUCUCCAUUGAGAAAUGUUUCAGGACUAAUUUGCCAUCAGAGAGUCCAUUUUCUUUUGCCAUAUUCAUGGACACAACACGUAUGUGGGUCAAAUCGUUGAUAAAAAGCAGUGGACGGGGGUGUGGGAAGCUGAUUUUAAAGGGAGAUGUACAGUGUACAGGAAUCAGUUCGGCCAAAGGAUGUCAGUCAUGUCUGCAGCACCUCCUGCAGGCCUGAAGAUCACGGCCACACAGUUUUGGUUUAUGCCUUGUCUGUUUUCUUCAGAUUGUUUUAAUCUGUCUGCAGUAUUAAGAUGUUGAAAACCUCAAUUCUUUGCAGCCAGUCCACCCUCCUCUUCAGAGCAGAUGAUGAGGUGUGGUGAUGAUUUCCCAAAGGAAGUUUUUCAGUGCUCCUCAGUCCAUAUGAAAUGGUCUCAGGCCCAGAGAAGAAGUUCCCAGAGUUUUUGCAUCAUGUUUAUAUUUAGUUCCCUCUUUGUGUGGUACAGUUUCGCAGUCAUUUGUAAAUGAACUGUGCUCACAGUUGGUGGUUUAUGGAGGUGAUUUUUAGGUUAUGCAGUGAAUUCUACUGCAGAGUUUGACGAUUAUGGCCAAACUGUAUUAGUUUCCUGCCUUGUCCCUGAUGCACAUGGACAUCCUUAGAUUCUCUGGAUAUUCUGGUGAUGUUACACUCUGUUGAUAAUAAAAUCUCUAAAUAUUUUGAGCAUUUAUUUAGGUAUUUCUGAAGAAUUUGUUUACAGAGUCUCUCAUAGAGUGGUGUACCUCUCCCAUUUUGACUCCUGACCUACUCAACCUCUCCUAAAUGCCCUCUUUAUGCCUCUUUACUUAUUAGAGUUGUUUCCUCCAUGUGAUUUUUCUUUAGCAUGACACAACUUUGAUGAUAAAAGGAUAAAUAAAUAUUCAACAUGGUUUGAUUAAUGAUGAUGGAAGAAACAGAAAUGUUGAUGAGCUGCUAAUGCCGCUAUUUGUAAGGCUCCAUCUAGAAACACAUCAAGUCAGAUAUUUGAUCUUUAUUACACCACAGUAGAAGACCCUGAUGGCCCCAGUAGUGUUGUUUUCAAUAACUGGAAUCUCAAUAUGACAGUGUAAUGAAUUCUCAUUAUGAUUAAUGUAGGAAUGGAGUUGUUAAAAACUUGGUAGGACUUUGAUUCACUGGCUUCAGUUUAAUUUGUUAAAAAAAAAAAAACUCAGAGCAGGUUGGACACAUUAGCCCCUGAAUGCCAUUAAAGAAACAAGUUGAAGAAGCCAACUGGCUCCUCGUCAGUCAUCGUGUCUUCAUCUGGGCAGUAGGAUGGAGGAUUGAGCAGAUUGGGGUCCGUUAUCCCGAUGACGUUGUCAAAGUAGCUGGUAAAGAGAGAGACAAAGAUUGAAUUUUAGGGCCUAAAAGUCAAACCUGUGUGGAGGCUGUUUCAAAGAAGUGGACGUAAUUACCGGUAACAGAAUGUAACGCUAAUGCUCUUUGUUUAGGUUAAUAAUGGUCUUAUUAAAAGUGACGCCAACUUUAAAGACGGUUAUAAAGUUGAUUGACAGUACCUGUUAACAAUUACAGAAACCUGACAAUACAUAUCCACCUUCCUGUCUAAAUUAAGCAGAAAUUCCCAAAACUCAUGGGUAAUGUUACAAAGGCUGUGUCCACUUUUUUGUACUAUUGAAAGGAGAUUUUUGUAAAUAAAAGAAGUUACUAUGUCCACAGCCAUCCAUACUGCUUGGUCUGGUACGAAAAGGUGAUGGGAAUGCAUCCAAAUUCAGUAACCGUGGUCAGGAACUUUUCUGUAGAGUUGAAGAUCACAUGAAAUAAUUAUUAUAGGAUGAAUAAUAAGUCUCUAAGUCAUCUCUAAUGAUUACCUGCUCCUUUACCUGCUUUGCUUGGCAUAUUCCCCGUCCACGUGUUGACCAGUAGUCCGUCUCCGGGUUUGGAUGAGUCACCCAAGACAUUCUGGGCCACAAAAGUUGCACCAUCUGGGACCCCGAAGGGCAUGAAUUCUGCCUUUAGAGGGAUUUUCUUGCAGGUACGGUCAUUGUCAUUGAUCUCGUAAAUGACUCGCUGUUGGGUUUAAAUUGUGGGUUUAGUUUGGGGUGUUUUCGGGGUUAUCACAAGAACAAAAACUGGGCCAUGUGUCCAGCUUUGAUGCCACCAAGGCCGAGGACUACCCUCAUCAUUCUUAAUUAAUCAUAAUUAUGGUCAUGUGAUUGAUGCUUUCACCUGUUUAUAGUGCAGAAGAAUAUCAAGGCUGGCAGUCUGGUUGUCCAAGGUGACAAGUUCUUGGAGCCGAAUCCUCUCUCCUAGCGCAUCAUACAGGUAUUUGCCCAUGAUGAAGAGUUUUUCAUUCUGCGAGGUCUACAGGAACGGGCUUAGGUCAAAUCUCUUUUUUUUCUAACAUAUUAUUAUUGGGCAUUAGAAAAAAAUUGAAAACAAUAAACUCUUACAGUGGUGACUGCCCCGGUCAGCAGAGGAGGACUCUCUGGGAUUUGGAAGAAGAUGCUUUAAAUUACAACUCAGCGUUUACCAAAGAAAAAUAGCGUUAAAUGCACCUGAUCACUGCGACAGAAACCAUUGCUUAGUCAGAUGUUUGUUCGAUUAGAAAACAUGCAAGUACAAAAGACAAAAAUUCAAAUCAUGCUCCUCUGUUAUCUUCUAUGUAAAUAUAUACUUACUGCAUGGGUGAGGCUUCUGGGCCAGGCAGCCUGCCAGCAGGCACGCAAAAACCACAAAGAGAUUCAUGAUUUUUGUUUUUGAGGGGUGACAGACUUUCUGCUGUGAAGUGGAAUCACUGUCCUAUAAAGGCAGUCAGCUCUGCCUUCUGGUUUUAUGUCUAAUCCUGUGGGCAUCAUAAAAGUCAAUGUCCAGUUGUCAGGACAAGAUUUAAGGUGGACUAGUUUAGUCUCUUUAAGAGUAGUGAAUUCUUUUCUUCACACUGCAGGGUCAAAGUUUCAUAGUGUUGAACACACUCACAAAGGCUGGUGUAUUUGUGUACAAUGAAAGAAAAAUGUUUGUUCUCAGUAAACUCAGGGGUGUUUGAUGCAGAAAGCAGAGGAGCUCACAUGGUGUCAUGUUUCAGUGGAUGACAUCACAGUCAUAUGAUGUGCAGGUGAAUGACACUGCACUAAUAGCACCUGACUCUCACUUAGACUCUGUACACCUCUGCCUUCACUUCACUUCGCUUUUGUAAUAGCCUAUGAUUCAUUUUGACUCUCAAUGUUUUGAUAUUAUUGAUUCCAGUGCAAACACACUCCUUUUAUUUUAAUCACUCAGCUAAUCAGUAGUUCUCUAACCCAAAUAGGUGAUGGCGUCCAUGCUCAGUCACAUGAUGAGCAUCAUGUGAGUAGGUAAAAGGAGAAAAAGUCAGGUGAUUUUUUUCCCCCCAGCCUUGAUAACAAACUUUGGUGUUUUAUUUGCACAACUCUCCUUUAAACUUCAGUUUUCAGAGCCUGAUCCCAGUUGAAUUAUAUGAAUUCUCCUUCAGUCUUGGAUCUGUAUUUUGUUUUUUUAUUCUUUUAUCUUUAGUUUUUUGCAUUUUAUUCAACUUUUAUUGUUCCUCAUUAAGAUCUUGUGGUAGACUCUCAGCAGUUUUUCACUUCAUGUUUUAUUGACACUGUUAUUUAUGAUAUGUGCUUUGUCAUGUAUUUUGAUGGUGACAGGGGUCAUUGGAUAUUUCUGUUAUUCUUUAUUAUAUUGUGUGAGCCUAUUAUUUUACUUCUAUUUGUGUUUAUAUACAGCAAUUUAGUUACACUAGUAAUCCAUGAAAAUUGCUUUACAAAGACAUUUCCUCAGUUGAUCGAUUUAAAUAAAAACGAUUGUUACUUAAUAAAUAUUCACCACAUCAGACUAUCAGGGGUUCAAAAGAUGUUCAAAUGGACAUAAAAGUCACCUGCAAAAUCAAAUCAGUUUAAAAUAAGCAAGAGGGAAGAGCUGAAGGUUCGAGCAUGGGGUGAGAUAUCCCAUGAAAUGUUUUGAAGACGUGCAGAUACGGAAACUCAACAUGUCAAAGUGAUACAGGAAAAGGACUGCUAAGUUAGUCACAUAUGAGAUGUAAGUGUGUCAAUAGGUUGGGGUCAUUUGGGAAAAUGAGUAAGUAAACGAGUGGACACAGCUGUCAGUUGUUAAAGAUUGGUGUAAAAAUAUUAGGGUAGGUUUAACUAUGUCACCAAAGUGCAGUCGAAGUGUUGAAGACAGAGAGCCAGAUUAAAUUAAGAAAUAGCUGAGGCAUGUAAGGGUCAAAAGGAUGAGGGGUCUGCAUGAGCAAUGGUGGUCACCAGGGCAGAAUCAUUAGGCAUCUAGAUAUUCAUUAGUUGCGGUAACAACUAAUGAAUAUGGUAACAACCUACACCAUGUUACCAUCCUAUCUAUCAAUCCUAAGGAUACUAUUCACAUCCACAAAUCUGGUCUGUUAAAAGUUUGGACCUUUGGACCUAUGUUUUUACUUCCCCAUAGCUGAAGGAGGCACUCAAGAAAAAAGGGACAAGGAAAUUACUUAUUUAAUAGAUCCGUGAAAACCAGGCUAAGUAGGGUCUGCUCUGGACUGCCCUCAUGCGCCUGAGGAUGACCUUCAAACCUCACCUUAUACGCCCUCCAUCAGGUGAUUCAUGUGAAGAUAAAUCCUGUCAAACAUCAAUCCAGCCACAGAGUGAGAAGACAGAGGUUUAAUUCUCAUUAUCUCAUCAUUAGGCAGUGACAAGUUCAUUCAGGGCUUUCUUUUGUUGUGUCGGGGUGUGUGAGUCUGCAGAGGCACCAUAAAAGCCAGUCUUCAUGAUUUCCUCACCACUAUAGUCUGAGACGGUUGUUGGUCUGUGUUUCUCUCUUAAAUCAUCUGUUUUGUUUUUUUUUUCUUGGGUUCAGGAGGGUUUUCUUGGUCUCUCUGAGCUUCUCUGCUGCAGUGGUUCAGUUUCCCCUUUAUAAACAAUUACAUUGGGACUAAAGAGCUGUACAUAAUCUGGCCUGAUUAGGGUGACAGUUUGUUUGACAGGGGGAUUUAAGGUCACCACAGCUCUUAAACUAUCUCUACAUUGAUGGGAAGUCCAGUGAAGUCAGCAUCUCCAGUCUUGCCUUUGUUCAGACCAUGACUUCUUUCACAGUGAUUUCUGCCUCCUCUGCAGUAAUUUAAACCUCUAACAAACCACACUUUUAAUAUUCAGUGGUAUGGAAUAUCAUGUGAUGAUCACUUUGGUCAGGAUAGAUAUUGGUCAAAUGGUUGUUCCUCAUUCUUUACACUUUCAUUAACUCUAACAGAUAUUUUAGUCCAAGAAAAUUCUUUUUGAUUUUCUACUCAGAGUAUAUCUUAAUCUUUGUUUCUAUUAAGAAAAAUAAUCAUGAAAGGGAUAAUUUAGGAAUCAACUGCUGUGCUUCUUCAUUCGCCUUCCUCUGGACACUUGGCAUUGAAAAGUGCAUGUAAAGCAGACAUGUUUAAAUUUGAGCAUAUAACAGGUAUUUAAUUUAAUUAUUAAUAAUUAAAAAAAUCGCUUCGCUACCCUGAUACCAAAAAGAAGUAUGUUGACGUGUACUUCUGGUAUACUGUUUUUAAACUAAGUAUGCUUUCAGUUUAUUAUUAUGCACUUUUCAGAGAUAUAUUGAGCAAAGUUAAUGUUACGUAUACUUGAUUUGUACUGAGAAUUUUACUUGAAGCCUAAAUAUAUUUUACCUAUACUUAUACAAAAACUUUUAACCAAGUUAUACUCAAGUAUGUAUUUGUGCCUUAGGUUUAAUUAUACUUUGUCAGUGAAAACUUCCAUAUAUCUUUUUUUUUAAGAGUAUACUCAAAUAGUAUACUCUUACAAAAGAUAAGCAGUACAAGCCAAGUACUAUACUGUAAUAUAAAGUAUAGUACAUACAAAUACUGUAUGUACUACUAAUACAAUAAUAGCACACCAAAAGGUAAUUUUAAUUGUGCCUCAGAGUCAGCGCGCAGAUAGCCAAGUGGACUAAGGCACACCCCAUCUUAAGGACUGUGGUCCCCGCUGUAGUCAUAGGUUUGAUUCCUGCUCUGACCAUGUGCCCCCCCACACAUAUUGCCCAAUGGCCAACCCAUUUAAGGGUAUGCUUCAGAGUGUUCUUUUAUAAACUAAAAAGUGGACUAGAAGUUUAUGACUACAAACUAAUAGUAUACCAGGAAGUUAACUUUCAAGUAUGCUUCAAGUGUACUUUGAUAAACUAAAAUUGGGCCAAUUUAGUCCCAAGAAGUUUACUUGUAAGUACACUGGAAGAAUCUUUGUAUAAGUAUACUAAAAUGAACUUCAGCAUACUUCAUAAAAUGUACUUGAGGUAUACUUUUUCUUGGUAAGGGUAAUCAUUCCUGCAGGAGAACUGAAGUCAGGCAGCCUAUUUGUAUGCAAAGCAGAGAUAACUGAUCAUCAUGGAGUGAAAAAAAAAGUAAUUUGUUUGCAAACUGUAAAAGCUCACAGUUGUGAAGCCUCUUAAUCCCUUCAUAUUAUGCAUAUUCCAUUUAUUCUUGUGAGAGCAUUCAUAAUGCUGUGGACUGGAAAUGUUGUCUGUAGGAGUGAUGUUUAAAAAACAUGUCAGAGCUUUGAUGAAGCGGUUCAGUUUUAUUUAUUUAAAAACUUUCAUGAAGGAUGCUCUAAUUCUUUCCAAACAGCAGGCGGAGCAGGUCAGCCGGCUUCUCAUCAGUCAUUGUGCCAUCUUUGGGGCAGUAGGAUGGGGGGUUGAGCAGUUCAGGAUCUGUUAUCCCAAUGACGUUGUCAAAGUAGCUGGUGAACAGACAAAACAGUCAAACCUCUAUGAAGAAAGUCUUUCUCUGAUAUCAUACUAGCUGUGUCCAUAGUCUUAGUAAUAUUUAAGUUUCAACCUUGUUAAAACAUUACGUUAAUGUAUACUGACCUUGUCAACAGCCAUCCGUACUCUUUGGUCUGUUGUGAAAAGCUGAUCGGAACGCAUCCAAAUGCAGUCACUGUGAUCAUCAUCCUUUCUGCAGAGUCAGAGUUUAAGAAAAGUGAACAAAUUAGGAUUGAACAGUUAUUAGUUGAGACAUUUGUAAUGAUUAAAAGCUCUCUGACCUCCUGUGGGAAUCUUCCCCUUCCAGGAAUUGACCAGGAGUCCCUCCCCAGGUCUAGAUGAGUCACCCAAGACACUUUGGGCCAGCAAAGUUGCAUCUCCUGGGACACCCAAGGGCACAAAGUCCACCUUGAGAGGACUUUUCUUGCAGGUACGGUUAUGGUCGUGGAUCUCAUACAUGACUUGCUGUUGGAUUGAAGUCACAGGAUCAGUUCAAG
Molecule: messenger RNA, 30576 nt
Organism: Xyrichtys novacula (pearly razorfish)
Lineage: Eukaryota; Metazoa; Chordata; Actinopteri; Labriformes; Labridae
Source: the annotation of a GenBank genome assembly